This is a messenger RNA of Astrephomene gubernaculifera, 990 nucleotides long. The record is from the annotation of a GenBank genome assembly. Lineage: Eukaryota; Viridiplantae; Chlorophyta; Chlorophyceae; Chlamydomonadales; Astrephomenaceae.
GCUGGUUGCGCUGGCGGAGGGCAGGGAGUACGAAGCCGUGGUGCAGGUGCCUGCCUCCCUGCAGGACAUGGCGCCCACCAGCUACGUGGCGGCCUCCUCCUGCAGGUCGCAGCAGCCGCUUGCGGUGGCCACCUCGUCCAUCGCCACCACCGCCGCCACCACCACGCGGCUGCUGCGCUGCAACGCAGAUCCCCACCCCCACCACCAUCACCACCCCCACCCCCACCGGCAAUCCACCCGGUCCAUCGACCUCUUGGGCACCACGUUUGAGGGGGUGGACGAUGAUGCCGCUGGGCAGGCGGCUGCGGACCACCACAACCACCACCGCAACCACCACCGCAGUCAUGGUCAUGGAGAUACCCGGCAGGCGGCACACGACCAUGAGGACCCGCACGACCUCGCCUCCGAGCUGCUGGAUUCCGAGGACCGCAAGCUGCUGGAGGCGCUCAGCCUCACAGCGGCUCCCGCCACCGCCCCGGACUGCCUCCAGCGGCACCGCACCCAACACGCCCUGGCGUCGCCACCGCCGAAGCUGCUGCAGCAGCGGCAACCGCAGCAGCAGCAGCUGCAGCAGCAGCCACAGUUCCUCCGCAGCAUGAGCAUGCAGGAGGUUCAGAACCUGCAGGAGGAACAGCCGCAGCAACCACAGCAGCAGCAACAGCUGCUGUGGAGACCGGCCACAGCUCAGCAGGUCAAGGCCCCACCGCAGCAGCAGCAGCACCGGCACCGCCCCGCGUACAGCAUCACACGAGCCCGCGACAGCGGUACCCCCACCACCGCUGCUCCUGCCACUCCCGCUGGCACACGCAGCACCAGCAGCGGCACCGGUAACGCUCCUCCCAUGCGCCUCUGCAGUCGCGCCAUGAGUUUCAGUGUGGACGCACGUUGCGGGUCUUCUGGCUCCACCUCCUCCCUGGGGCCGGCCGGCCAGCACCCCCCCGGCCGCCCCCAGCCGGCCCCGGUGAUGUCCCUCUUCAGCAUGCUGGCGGG